Dermacentor andersoni is the source of this 19731-nucleotide messenger RNA. RefSeq names its product futsch (gene futsch). The record is from RefSeq and is a predicted model, not a curated record. Gene Ontology annotation, cellular component: microtubule associated complex; cytosol; neuronal cell body. NCBI's taxonomy places the organism in Eukaryota, Metazoa, Arthropoda, Arachnida, Ixodida, Ixodidae. Gene Ontology annotation, biological process: regulation of microtubule depolymerization; microtubule cytoskeleton organization; dendrite development. Gene Ontology annotation, molecular function: microtubule binding; actin binding.
GUGUCAGGCGAAGCCGGCGUCGCCGCCGGCGUCAGCGCCGGGCGGCGUUGCGCGACGGCGUCAUGGCGGCACCGGUCCGUCUCCACGGCAACGAGUUCGCGAGGCGCCGCGGAGCCUCACGUGAUGGGUCACGUGGCUUCAGCCCCGCCACUGCAGAGCCGAGGCGGCCGCCAUUAGCCGUUCGGCCGCCGAGUUGACACCGUCGCUCCCCGCCGGCGACGACUGCGCGCGGCCAACAUGGGCGGCGGCGGCGGUUACCUCCUGCUCGUCCUGAACCCGCCCUGGACGCCCGAGCACAAGGAGGCUAUCCUGCAGCGCGUCGCCAAAGGACUGCUAUCAUGGGACGUCAAGGCCACCGGCACAGACCUGGCCUCAGCCGAAAAGGCCUGCCUGUCCGUCAAGGUCAGCGCGGGCCCACACAACGAGCUGCUUAUCCAGCACUCGACGGAGAGCCUGGCCCUGGAGGUUCUGCUGAACCCGGAGGUAUCCACGCUGCGCCAGUGCUUCAAGAACAUGAUGGUCUCCGGCACAACGCACAAGCACGUCAUUCACGCCGGCUACGCAUUUGCCGGCUCCGGUGACUGGAUACUCCAGGAUGGCGUCUUCAGCGCCCGCGAUGUGGAGGCGCUGUUGCACGACGCCGACGUUCAGGAGGUACUACGGCGCCAGAAGUUCCACACAUUACACGUUCACUGUUCAGCUGAGGGAAGCUGGGCACAGCCUCCGGUGGGCGUCAGCCUCAACCCUCCGGACAUCGCGGACAGCCUGGCCGGCUCGGUGCACCUGCUGGGCUGCCUGGACGCCGUACUGACGAGCCCUCCCCUAACGAGCCUGCUGCCCUCAUCCAGCGUGGUAGGCAACAUCCGUUUCCGAAGGCCGACCAUGUACGUGUUUCCGGGCGGCCAGGGCGAUUGUGCCCUGUUCGGUGUCACCGGCUUCACGCUGCUCGUGGACGGUGGCUUUGCCCGGAAGCCGUGCUUCUGGGAGUUUGUUCGGCAUCUGGACCGAUUGGACUCGCUUCUCGUCACUCGCUUCAACCAGUUCAACUCGUGCGGACUCACGGCGCUGGCGCAACGUAAGGCACUCGAGCGUGUAUACCCGCAGGUCGGCCACGUCUUCUGCAACGCCGUCCGGUCGCCGUCCGACGAGGAACUGCAAAAGGACCGCGACCAGCUCGUCGUCAGUGUGGUGGCUCAAGGACUGGAGUUUCUCCAGGGAGUGCGCGAGAUGGGACUGUCGCCGCAGGCCUGUCAGAGGGACGCCCGGCCGCUUACACUAUACCAUAAGGUGGGCCACGGCACGCUAGAGAUGUUCGUACUCAGCCCUGGCCGCUCAACGGAAGAGGACGCUUCCGUGUGCGCGCUUCUCGUGUGGCGCCCUGCUAAGGUGUCGGAACCCGUCACGCGCAUACUUCUGCCCGGCAGUGCCUCUCAAAACGUCAUAUUCGAGGGGCUCAGUAAACUGGGCCACUUAGCCGUUCUCAAGAGUCGUGCGGUGACUGCAGAAGCGCGGCUAGGAUUGAAAAAGUCAAAGGUUCAAGACAAACCGCUUCGAGCAACCUCAGUGCCUCCCAGACCAAGCGUUGCCAAGAGGGCGGCAGCAAAAGUCGAGUCUCCGUCACCAUCGCCAACACCUCCACCUGCUGAAAAGGUCAGAGCGCCGGUGAAACAAACGAACAAGUCCAUUGAGUCGCUGCCCAAAAAGCAAGAUGAUGUUAAAAAGCCUUCUAAAACAGGUGCCAAGAAGGAGCCGAAGAAAUCAGCCGUCGAAAAAGCAGACGCUAAGGACGAAAAAGCUCCCAAGAUCACCGCCAAAGUUCCAGCAAAAGUAUCUGAAACAAUACCCGGCAAGGAAAAAAUUGUGGAGAAACUUGGUGAAAAUGAAUUAGAUAACGUCGAAGAAAAGGAUAUCAGCAAAAUUAUUAGCGACAAGCCGCUGAAGAAGCUUCCAAUCGAGAUCGAAAAAAUAGACACGAAAGCACAAGAAGAAAUUGUUGCUAAAGUCGAAGAAAAGGUAGCCGCGAAACGCGAACUCAAGAAAGCUACGCCUACUAGGCCACCGGCUAAGAGCAAAGGAGCGAAAGACGUCACGAACAAGAUGGCAGUCGAAAGCAAAACCACCGCACGUAAGACUGCCGAGCCAGCAAAGGUGAAGCCGCGUCCACUUGUUGCCCCUCUUACGCGACCUAUGGUUCGAGACUCUAAGUCGAAGUCGCCGUCUAGUUCUGCAUCCAGUUCACCGAAGCGCACCCCUCCUAAGCCUACGACCGAGCGACCAGUAAGGUCAGUAAGGGGAGGAGUACGGAACGCGAAGGCUCCUGCUGCAGAAACGGUGAAACUCCCUGAAGGUGAGAAACCUGUAUUGAUAGAGAAGCCCACAGCCCAAGUAAAACCCGAUAAAAGAAUUGAGGUUGUGACACAGUCGGGUGAUGAAAGUUCUGGGUCGAAAGAAGCCAUCGAGGAAAAAGCAGCAACUGAAGCUACGAAGGAAGACAAACCUUUUAUUGAGCCUUCUAGCAGCGACGAAAGCAAGAAAGAUAUUCCGAAACAGAAGUCCCCUGUGACUGUCGAUGAAGCUCCCAUCAAAGCGGUGCUUCUAGGCACUGCGCAUGCCGCGCCAACAACAGAUUUCCAAGCGGUGCCAACGAAGCCCCUCGAGAAAGAUAUUGCCGACGCCAAAACGUGGCCUGCAGAAGGCGAUGCCAAAGAGGUAGCCGAAACCCCUGAGCACGCGCUGUCUCCGGAGCCUACUGUAUCUGCGUCAUCGGAAGGUGUACCAUCGCUUAUUGACGAAGUGAUUGACGUCUCUCUAAAAGCCGAUUCCUCCGUCGCCAGACAGAUUACUGAGCCGGAACUUAGUAGGGUCCGAGCUCUCUCCAGUGGACAGCGAACACCGGAUUCUCUUGACACGCCCCGCGAAGUCGGAGACGGCACUGCGCCAUCCUCUAGAGACGAGAUACUCGAAGCCAUGGAAAAACAUCAGCUCGUUUCCAGAGAGCAGGUUCUCGAAAUCAAGAGGAGGGACUCUGUCGACUCCAUUGAAGGCGAAAUUCCCAUGGAAGAUGAGGAAAUCGUACAUCCAUCUCAGGAAGCCGACAAGAAAACAGCAGGAGUCCCCAUUUCCGCACAUGUUGGGCAAGAAUUACCCGAACCUGACGACCAGGCAGAGCUCAAACAGAAAUUCCAACAGCCAACGCAACAUGCUGCAGACCUUCCAUCACACGAUAUUGAGCACGCUACAGACGAACCAAGCAAGAGAAGCCCUGAAGAGCCAUGUGCUGAACCAGCUAUGGUCGAAAAAUCUGAAGGCGUUGUGCUCGAUACCGCCAAAGAAAAACCUUCAGCAGUUGGUAUGCUUGAUACUGCAGACAAGAAGAUUUGUGACGCUGAAAUUAUUGCAAAGGCAGAACCGCAGAUUGAGACAUCAGCGCCGGAGAUUUCUGUCAGCGCAGCGAAGGAUAUCGCGCAGAAGGAACCACCUGAACUUACAGGUACAACAGAAGCAGAACCAAUGACCAAGCAACUUAAAGAGGAAAGUGUUCUGAGCACUGUUCCUGAGACCUCAGACAAGAAACCAUCAGAGCCUUCGGGUAUCGAACCUGAGACGCCAACAGAUGAUACUAAACAGGCCGAUUUACAUGAAAUGACAGAGAAACCUUCUGAACCUUCGGUUAUCGAAACGGUUGAACAAGUGAUUGAGAGCCCAUCACAAAAGACUCCUGAGAGCAAGGUGUCUGAGGACGCAGAGGAAAAGCCUGCUAAGCUUGAUGCUACCGAUAAAAUAAAACUGGAAUUUGAGAGAACAAAACAGGAGAUUCCGGCGAGCGAAGUGCCUGAGGUCAUGAAAACAAAACCUGCCGGACCUGAGAGUAUCGAAAAGCUAGAACCGGCAAUUGAGAAACCAACGGAGGAGACCACAAAAACAGCAGUGUUUGAGGUCACAGAGAAGCUACUUGGUGAGUCUGAAAUUAUGCAAAAGGUGGAACAGGACAUUGAGAGGCUAACUGACGAGAGUCGCGUCAGCUCUGUGCCUGAGGUUAGGGAGAAGUCUGCUGAGCCCGAUGGUAUUGAAAAGGCGGAGCCGGAAUUUGAGAGACAAGCUGAGAAAACUCCGGUGAGUGCAGUCCCUGAAUUCGCAGAAAAGAAACCUGCCAAGCCUGAGGGUGUCCAAAAGGCUGAGCCGGGAAUUGAUAUACCAGAUGAGGAGACUACUAUCAGUGCCGUGCCUGACGUCGCAGCGAAGAAACCUGCCGAGCCUGAAGGUGUCCAGAAGGAGGAGCCGGAUAUUGAAAGACCAGCCGAGGGGUCUCCUCUCAGAGCAGUGCCUGACGUCGCCGAGAAACCUGCUGAGCCUGAGAGUGUUGAAAAGGGGGAACCUGACAUUGGGACUACAGGCCAGGAUACUUUUGUGAGUGUAGUGCCUGUGUUUCUGGAGAAGCAACCUACCGAACCCGAGUCCAUCCAAAUGGUGGAGCCGGAGAUUGCGAAGCCAGCCGAGGACACCCCUGUGAGUGCAGUACCUGACGUCACAGAAAAGAAAGCUGUUGAGUCUGAGGGCUUCCAGAAGGGGGAGCCGGCGAUUCAGAGACCAACUGAGGAGACUCCUGCAAGGUCAUUAGCAGAGGCCGUACAGAAGCCUACAGAGCCUGAGAGUAUCGAAAAGGUGAAACCAGAGAUUAAAAUCCCAGCUGAAGAGGCUCCUGUCAGUACAGUACCGGAGGCCACGGAGAAGAAACUUGCCGAGCCUGAGAGCAUCAUAAUGGUAGAACCAGAGACUGAAAGACCAUCUGAGGAUACUUCUGGGGCUACAGUGCAUGCGGUUGAAGAGAAGAAACCUGCCGAGCCUGAGAGUAUCGAUAAAGAAAAACAGAAGAUUGAGAGACCACCUCAGGAGACACCUUUGAGUGGAGAGCCUGAGGUCGCAGAGAAAGCUGCCGAGUCUGAGGGUGACCUCAAGGUGGAGCCGGAAGUUGGGAGACUAGCUGAGGAGCCUUCUAUGAGUGAAAUGCCUGAGGUCACAGAAGAGAAACCAACAGAGCCUGAGAGUGUCGAAAAGAUAGAACCGGUGACUGAGAGAUUAGCUGAGGAGACUCCUGUGAGGGCAGUUUCACAGGUCCCAAAAAAACCUGCCCAGCCAGAGGGCUUCCAAACGGUGGACACGGAGCUUGUGCAACCUGAUGUGGAAACUCCUUUCGAGCCGGAUGGUGUCCAAAAGGUGGAACCGGCAACUGAGAGACCAGCAGAGAAAACUCCAGAGAGCUCUGUAAUGGAGGUAGCCAAGAAGAAACCUAGCGAAGCUGACGGUGUCCAAGAGAUAGAACCGGAGAUUGAGAUAUCCGCUGAGGAGACUUCUGUCAGCAAAGCUCUUGAUGCCACAGAGAAAAAACCUGUCGAGCGUGAUGGCGUCGAGCAAAUGGAACCACUGCCUGAGAGACACGCAGAGGAGGCUCCUGUGAGCUCAGAUUUUGAGGUCGCGGAUAUCAAACCUGCCGAGACUGAGGAUGACCAUGAGGUGGAAUUGGAAAUUGAAAGGCUACCUGACGAGACUGCUAUCAGUGGAGUGUUCGAAGUCAUAGAGAAAAAACCUGUCGAGACUGACGGCGUCAUAAAGGUGGAGCAGGAGGUUGAGAAACCAUCUCAGGAGACUCCCAUCAGUGCAGUACCAGAGGUCGUGGAAAAGAAACCUCCUGAGCGUGACAGUGCCGGAAAGGUGGAAGCAGACAUUGAAAGACCAGCUGAUAAGACUUCUGUAGGUGCGGUGCCUGAGGUCGCUGAAAGAAAACCUCCCAUACGUGAAGAUUUGCAGGAAGUUGAACCGGAGAUUGAAAAACCAGCUGAGAAGACUCCUAUGAGCGUACUACAAGAGGUAACUGAGAAGACACCUACGGAACCGGAUGAUGCCCGGAAGGUCGAGCCGAAGACUGAGAGGCACGAUGAGGAAACUCCUGUCAGCCCAGUGCCAGGGGAAGCGGAUAAAAAACCUACGGAGCGUCAGAGUCCCAUAAAGGCGGAGCCUGAAAUUCAAAGGCCAGUCGAGGAGACUCCCAUGAGCGCGCUGCCUGCGGUGCAAGUGAAGCAGCCUUCCGAGCUUGAGGAUUUACAGAAGGACGAGCCAGAGAUUGAAAGACCAGCUGAGCAAACUCCUGUGAGUGUGGAGCUUGCGGUCGCAGAAAGAACGCCUGCCGAGCUUGAGGGCUUCCAGGAAGUCGAACCAGAUAUUGAAAAGCCAGCUGAGAAGUCUCCUACGAGCGUUGUACCAGAGGUCGCAAAGAAACCUACCGAACAUGGUGAUGCACAAAAGGAUAAACCGGAGAUUGAGAGACUUGCUGAAGAAACUGCUGCGAGUGCAGUGCCUGAGGUCGCAGAGAAGGAAGCUGCCGAGCCAGAGGGUGUCCAGAAGAUCGAGCCGAAGAUUGAGAAACCGGCUGAGGCGACUCCUGUCAGCCCAGUACCAGAGGUGGUGGAUAAGAAACCUACGGAGCGUGAAAGUGCCAUAAAGGUGGAGCCCGAAAUUGAGGGACCAGUUGAGGAGAGUCCCGUGAGUGCAGUGCCUGAGGUCGCAGAGAAGCAACCUGCCGAACCUGAAGGUUUACAGAAUGUCGAGACAGAUUUUGAGAGACCAGCUGAGGAGACUCCUGUCAGUUUUGUACCAGAGGCUGUGGAGAAGAAACCUACCGAGCCUGAAACUUUCGGAAAAAUGGAACCGGAGUUUGAAAGACCGACUGAGGAGACUCCUGUGAGUGGGGUGCGCGCGGUCGCAGAAAGAACACCUGCCGUGCCUGAGGGCUUACAAGAAGUCGAACCGGAGAUUGAAAAGUCAGCUGAGAAGUCUCCUAGGAGCGCUGUACCAGAGGUUGGGGAGAAGAAACCUACCGAACAUGAUGAGGCUCAAAAGGGGAAACCAGAGAUUAAGGGACUGGCGGAAGAGACUGCUGCGAGCGCAAUGCCUGAGGUAGCAGAGAAGAAGCCUGCCGAGCCCGACGGUGUCCAGAAGGUAGAGCCGAAGAUUGAGAAACCAGAUGACGAGGCUCCUGUCAGCCCAGUACCAAAGGCAGCGGAUAAGAAACCUGCCGAGCGUGAAAGUGUCCUAAAAGUGGAACCUGAAAUUGAGGGGCCAGCUGAGGAGAGCCCUGUGAGUGCAGUACCUGAGGUCGCAGAGAAGCAACCUGCCGAGCCUGAGGGUUUACAGAAAUUUGAGCCAUAUUUUGAGAAACCAGCUGAGGAGACUCCUGUCAGUUCCAUACCAGAGGCAGUGGAGAAGAUACCUACCGAGUCUGAAACUACCGAGAAAGUGGAACCGAGGGUUGAAAGGCCAGCUGAGGAGACUCCUGUGAGUGGGGUGCCCGCGGUCGCAGGAAGAACACCUACCGUGCCUGAGGGCUUACAAGAAGUCGAACCGGAGAUUGAAAAGUCAGCUGAGAAGUCUCCUACGAGCGCUGUACCAGAGGUUGCGGAGAAGAAACCUACCAAACAUGAUGAUGCUCAAAAGGGGAAAAUGGAGAUUGAGAGACUUGCUGAAGAUACUGCUGCGAGUGCAGUGCCUGAGGUCGCAGAGAAGAAACCUGCCGAGCCAGAGGGUGUCCAGAAGAUCGAGCCGAAGAUUGAGAAACCGGCUGAGGCGACUCCUGUCAGCCCAGUACCAGAGGUGGUGGAUAAGAAACCUACGGAGCGUGAAAGUGCCAUAAAGGUGGAGCCCGAAAUUGAGGGACCAGUUGAGGAGAGUCCCGUGAGUGCAGUGCCUCAGGUCGCAGAGAAGCAAGCUGCCGAGCCUGGCGUUUUGCAGAAGGUCAAGCCAGAGAUUGAGAGACCAGCUGAUGAGACUCCUGUCAGUUCAGUACCAGAGGCCGUGGAGAAGAAACCUACCGAGCCUCAAAGUGCCGGAAAAGUGGAACCGGAGAUUGAAAGACCAGCUGAGGAGACUCCUGUGAGUGGGGUACCCGCGGUCGCAGAAAUAACUCUUGCCGAGCCUGAGGGCUUACAGGAAGUCGAACUGGAGAUUGAAAAGUCAGCUGAGAAGUCUCCUACGAGCGCUGUACCAGAGGUUGCGGAGAAGAAACCUACCAAACAUGAUGAUGCUCAAAAGGGGAAAAUGGAGAUUGAGAGACUUGCUGAAGAUACUGCUGCGAGUGCAGUGCCUGAGGUCGCAGAGAAGAAACCUGCCGAGCCAGAGGGUGUCCAGAAGAUCGAGCCGAAGAUUGAGAAACCGGCUGAGGCGACUCCUGUCAGCCCAGUACCAGAGGUGGUGGAUAAGAAACCUACGGAGCGUGAAAGUGCCAUAAAGGUGGAGCCCGAAAUUGAGGGACCAGUUGAGGAGAGUCCCGUGAGUGCAGUGCCUCAGGUCGCAGAGAAGCAAGCUGCCGAGCCUGGCGUUUUGCAGAAGGUCAAGCCAGAGAUUGAGAGACCAGCUGAUGAGACUCCUGUCAGUUCAGUACCAGAGGCCGUGGAGAAGAAACCUACCGAGCCUCAAAGUGCCGGAAAAGUGGAACCGGAGAUUGAAAGACCAGCUGAGGAGACUCCUGUGAGUGGGGUACCCGCGGUCGCAGAAAUAACUCUUGCCGAGCCUGAGGGCUUACAGGAAGUCGAACUGGAGAUUGAAAAGUCAGCUGAGAAGUCUCCUACGAGCGCUGUACCAGAGGUUGCGGAGAAGAAACCUACCGAACAUGAUUAUGAUCAAAAGGGGAAACCGGAUUUUGAGAGACUGGCUGAAGAGACUGCUGCGAGCGCAAUGCCCGAGGUCACUGAGAAGGAACCUACAGAGCCCGAGGGUGUCACGAAGUUCGAGCCGAAGAUUGAGAAACCGGCUGAGGCGACUCCUGUCAGCCCAGUACCAGAGGUGGUGGAUAAGAAACCUACGGAGCGUGAAAGUGCCAUAAAGGUGGAGCCCGAAAUUGAGGGACCAGUUGAGGAGAGUCCCGUGAGUGCAGUGCCUGAGGUCGCAGAGAAGCAAGCUGCCGAGCCUGGCGUUUUGCAGAAGGUCAAGCCAGAGAUUGAGAAACCAGCUGAUGAGACUCCUGUCAGUUCAGUACCAGAGGCCGUGGAGAAGAAACCUACCGAGCCUCAAACUGCCGGAAAAGUGGAACCGGAGGUUCAAAGACCAGCUGAGGAGACUCCUGUGAGUGGGGUACCCGCGGUCGCAGAAAUAACUCUUGCCGAGCCUGAGGGCUUACAGGAAGUCGAACUGGAGAUUGAAAAGUCAGCUGAGAAGUCUCCUACGAGCGCUGUACCAGAGGUUGCGGAGAAGAAACCUACCGAACAUGAUUAUGAUCAAAAGGGGAAACCGGAUUUUGAGAGACUGGCUGAAGAGACUGCUGCGAGCGCAAUGCCCGAGGUCACUGAGAAGGAACCUACAGAGCCCGAGGGUGUCACGAAGUUCGAGCCGAAGAUUGAGAAACCGGCUGAGGCGACUCCUGUCAGCCCAGUACCAGAGGUGGUGGAUAAGAAACCUACGGAGCGUGAAAGUGCCAUAAAGGUGGAGCCCGAAAUUGAGGGACCAGUUGAGGAGAGUCCCGUGAGUGCAGUGCCUGAGGUCGCAGAGAAGCAAGCUGCCGAGCCUGGCGUUUUGCAGAAGGUCAAGCCAGAGAUUGAGAAACCAGCUGAUGAGACUCCUGUCAGUUCAGUACCAGAGGCCGUGGAGAAGAAACCUACCGAGCCUCAAACUGCCGGAAAAGUGGAACCGGAGAUUCAAAGACCAGCUGAGGAGACUCCUGUGAGUGGGGUACCCGCGGUCGCAGAAAUAACUCUUGCCGAGCCUGAGGGCUUACAGGAAGUCGAACUGGAGAUUGAAAAGUCAGCUGAGAAGUCUCCUACGAGCGCUGUACCAGAGGUUGCGGAGAAGAAACCUACCGAACAUGAUUAUGAUCAAAAGGGGAAACCGGAUUUUGAGAGACUGGCUGAAGAGACUGCUGCGAGCGCAAUGCCCGAGGUCACUGAGAAGGAACCUACAGAGCCCGAGGGUGUCACGAAGUUCGAGCCGAAGAUUGAGAAACCGGCUGAGGCGACUCCUGUCAGCCCAGUACCAGAGGUGGUGGAUAAGAAACCUACGGAGCGUGAAAGUGCCAUAAAGGUGGAGCCCGAAAUUGAGGGACCAGUUGAGGAGAGUCCCGUGAGUGCAGUGCCUGAGGUCGCAGAGAAGCAAGCUGCCGAGCCUGAGGGUUUACAGAAUGUCGAGCCAGAUUUUGAGAGACCAGCUGAGGGGACUCCAGUCAGUUCCGUACCGGAGGCCGUGGAGAAGAAACCUACCGAGCCUGAAACUGCCGGAAAAGUGGAACCGGAGAUUGAAAGACCAGCUGAGGAGACUACUGUGGGUGUGGUGCCUGCGGUCGCAGAAAAAACACCUGCCGAGCCUGAAGGCUUACAGGAAGUUGAACCGGAUAUUGAAAAGCCAGCUGAGAAGUCUCCUACGAGCGUUGUACCAGAGGUCGCGGAGAAGAAACCUACCGAACGUGAUCAUGCUCAAAAGGAUAAACCGGAGAUUGAGAGCCUUGCUGAAGAGACUGCUGCGAGCGCAGUACCUGAGGUCGCAGAGGAGAAACCUGCAGAGCCCGAGGGUGUCGAGAAGAUCGAGACGAAGAUUGAGGAACCGGCUGAGGAGACUCCUGUCAGCCCAGUACCAGAGGUCGUGGGGAGGAAACCUACCAAGCCUGAUGAGGUCCACGAGGUCGAACCGAAGAUUGAGGGAUCAGGACCGCCUGAACAAGAAAAGAGUGUUCCCGCCUCCAGGGAGCUGGCGACUACAGAGCAGAAACCAGCGAGUCCGUCAGCGCACAUUGAAGUUUUCGAAGAGGUCACGCCGGAAACAUCGCUCUCUACAGGCAGCGGUUCGAUUACACGCGACCUCUCGAAAACACGUGACGAUGGAAGCGCCCUGCCUGAUUCAAAUAUUUCGCAGUCGUUCCCUGCCGACGAAAGCUCAGUAAAUCUUUCUGAGGAAAAGGUGCACCACUUCCCCUUGGACUUGGACGCAAGCUCCGCAACGGACCUGAGUUCUUCUCCUGUCGCGCUGAAAAAGAGUGCAGGUCACCCAGACUUGCGGACAAUGAGCGACAAAGAACCUGAAAGCGCAACUGAAAUUCCUUCCGCUGACCUCGAAAUGAUGUCGGAAAAGAGCGAUGUCUGCGAUGCACGUCUUUCUUCUGAACCAGAAGGAACAAAAGUACGUGAUGAAGCAUCAUACGGUGAAACUGGUGAGAAACAAACAGCUACCAGUGGUUCACCGCCACUCAUCCAUCAAGAGCAAGACUCUUAUGAGCCAGAGGCACCAUGGAUACACCACCGCGGCUCUCAGGAUGUUCCAUCGCUGGAAAUUUCAGAUCAACCGAUGAAGGAUCCUAGAGCGACGUGCCCUACCUCUCUUGAUGCGCCAGAGCUUGCGCACAUGCAACAGAGGAUGUCUGUCGAGUACGAAAGCUCAAUAACUUCCGUUUCUGAUAUUGAGUUCGCGAUUGAUGCCAAGACCUUCAGAUCGGUAGCAUCCGAAGGCUCUUGGCACGAUGAUUCAAAGACAGCUGAAUGCUCCAAGGGCGUAAAUGACGCGUCUCGUCCAUCCAGUCCAGAAAGUCCGCCCAAGUCCCCAGUUAAAAGGAUAGCCGCAGAGCAUCCACGCACGUCUAAAAGAGCUCGCACCACGUCAGAGUCCAAGCACCCUAUUGCUACACAGGGGUCCUCAGAAGCCGACAUAUCCAGUGAAGACGAGGACAGCGCACGCAAAGUCAUUGCUCCUUCUUACACGGAUGCCCCAAGUUAUGGUGCAGAACAGCCCAAAGAAAGCCCACAGUCAGCGCACAGUUCCCCGCAAGCGGGUCUUCAUCCUCUAAAAGACAAACCGCUUGAGGGUGACGAAUACUGUGUGUUACCACGAGGCGCAGCUUACAGUGGUUCUCGUCAUCCUCCACUUGAAAUGCAGCCUGACAGCCUUCCUCAUUUUUCUGACAAGACCGAAGGCUUGUACUUCGCGCAUAAGCGAACACCGUCAGAAGAUUAUCUGCCCAUCGCUGAAAGCUCCGAUGAAGCUAAGAAGAAUGGCAAAGGUUCAGAAGCUCCUGAGUUAGCUUCACAGCAUGUGGCGGACUCGUCGUCCUCUACAAAACCCAGUGAGCAUGAUGUACAAGUACCGCCAUCACUACUUGAGCCAGAGAAAGCAAAAAUGUCAGGUGAGACGGGCUCCCACCUUGAUGAGACAUAUAGCAGCCAAUUGAAGAGAUCUUCAAUUGAGAGUGAAACGACUUCAUCUAGUGAUGACGCAGGGUCUGGUCGUAGGUCUCUUACGGGGUCUAAAGAUAGUGAUUUGAUGCGUGAAUACACCAGACACUUGGAAACCUCACCUAGCGCCCGGUUUAGUGUUGACUCCACGUGCAGUGUGACGUCGGAAGAACGAAGUUACACAGAACUCGAGAAGCCUUACCAAAAAGACGACAGCCGCGAGAGCUUUUCCAGCACAGUAAGAGAUCAUCCUGACCAAUCUUCUGGGUCUGGGAGCUUAUACAGUGACUCUACCAUCGAGCCUUUCAGCAGUCUCGAUCACCAAAAGUCUAUAGCACCGCACAUCAGCACAGAACAAGUCGAAUUGAGCUCCAGUGCCGACGCAUUACCUCCUGUAAAGCACGAGAGUCCCACCCAAGUCGCCAAGAUGGAGCAACAGUCUGACGCGCUUCCAACUUCAACUGUCACCUCUGAAGAAAUGGAGAGCGAUGUAGAAGUUCCCCUCUGUGAAGAAACUGUUACGAGAGAACCAGAUGGGCACAUCUCGUCUGCAGCCAAAAUUCCUAUGAUGGAAGCCCGACAACCAGUUACCGUUGUAGCGCAUGGGCAUGGUAUAGCUUCAGGUCUGUUUGCCGCCCUAAAAACAGAGCUGUGCGUUAUAGACUCACCUUCUAUGGACACUGUCUUAGUCCAAACGGGCAAGGAUGCUCAGGGUCUUUCUGAUCAGGGCGUUUUCGACACCUCAUCGAAGUUUUCGCAAGGGCAUCGUGAGCUUGACUCAAGUGAAAUCAAGAUUCCUGAAACUGAACGAGAAGCACCGACAGAUCAAGCACGCUCGGACGAUUGCAAAAUAGGAACUGCACUUCAUACUUCAGGUAUAACACCAGAUAAAGAAUCCAAAGAAACUUGUUCUGUUUCUGGAGACGACGAAGCGCUUCCGGGGCGCAAAGUUUCUGGGGAGGUUACUCCUGUUAAGGCUCUCAGGUUUCAACUAGGAGACGACUCUUUCAUAGAACCACUUGCCGACCACACGGAUACCUCAGCAUCCUGCACGUCGUUCGAUGCUGAUCAUGGUCUAUCAAAAGAAGUUUUUGAAAGAAAAGUUCGCUUAGAGAAAUUUCUUGAGGCCGAAUUUCUCGAAACCAUGGCAACAGAUGAAGAGGAGGAGUCGUCGCGUGCAUCUGUGAAGCCAUCUACUACAUCAAUUACAAGUUCCUCGCAUCAAGAAAAUGGCCGUAAGGUCGCCGAACCGAAAGACGACGUUACCGACGACGGUGUCACACUGGCGUCCGGUCUUUCCUCCGGACUUCCAACUGAACUCGUGUGCAUGGCACAGUCGUCUGUCGAUUUAUCAAAAGACAUUACCCUUAUCACCAAAUGUGCCGACUCGCAAGAACGCGUAUCACCUCCUCCAACUUCUCCGCUGGACGCCGUAAAGCAGGAUGAACCAGCCGCUGUGGCCGCUGGACUCGCGUCGGGUCUGCCCGUCGAGUUGGUGUGCAUGGUUGAGUCCAGAGAGCUCUGCUCCGAGAUAAAGCGCGCAGAAGAGGAAGCUAUUCAUCACGUUAUAGAGAAGAAAGCUGACUACGCAGAGGAGGAUGACGGUGUCGCGAUGCAAGCGUACAUAGAGCGGCGACUCAGUGACAGCGGCCACUUCACAGACAAGCAGCAACGCGCCAGCCCUCCGUCCGAAAUAGUUUCAACUUCGCAGCACGGGAUGCCGACUCCUGAGCGAAAACCUAGUAAAGGUUUUGACGAGCUUCACUUGAACGGCACGUCGCACUCGCCACCAAGCGUCGGUCUCGUUGCUGGCCUUGCAGCUGGACUUGCCACGGAGCUAGUAUGCAUGCCACAAUCGGCUGAAGAGCUUUGCAUUGAUGCUUCAGAAUCAAGGUGGCCGCCAGCACGAGGUUCCCGCGUCGAACCCAUACCUCCGGAGAUGACAGCUUCUAUUUACGAGGAACUAACUGAGCAUACAGGUGAGAAACCAUGCUCGGACACCGACACUGAGAGCGUCGGGCAAGGUGCGGCUGAUUCGGCUGUGCCGCAUCGCAUGGGUCAGAUACCGGUUCAGCGUGAGGUAAUCACGACCGUCACUUCUCGGCGAGUUGUUUACCAGCAUGAUGGUCUCCCGGACACCUGGGACACAUCGACUUUUUCGGAGCCACCUCAACACGACACAGAAGACGACUCUAGACGUACAACCGUAACAUACGUCUAUAGGACUUACACUUCUGGAGAAGGUGAUGAUAAAGGCGACCCAACGCUUUCUUCUGGUACUCUGCCUUCUAGUCGAGGAGAAGAUGGUCUUCCAUUUGACAUUCUGCGCUCAACUGCCGAAAGGCAUCCUCGAGAGGAAGAUAUACAUGACGAAGGUGAUCACGUCACUGGAACUUCGUCCAGGAGCUACGUCUACACCGUUUCGUCUGACCACAGUGCUCCAGAAACGUUUAUCCGUCAUACUGACGACACAGAAACCCUACAUCAUCCGGAUUCCUCUAUCCACAGUAUCGCGAUGGACGAAGUAGCUCGCAUAACUGAAAUGGCCGCCGCUGCAGUAUCCCAGUCACCAAACGGCUGGACGGUUGUCCACCGCUCGGCUGACUCUUCUUCGCAACGUCCGCUGGAGCUGACCCGUCCUGCGGAGCUGGUGGAGAGAAGAAACGGACACGCCACGCACGUGACAGAGACUCGGCAGAUUGUCUACCAUCCUGGCAGCAGUGCCGAAUUUCGCUUCGCACUGGGACCGUCUGCAGAGGAAACAUGUCUUCCCCCGGAAGGUAGCGACCCAAAGACAAUCUUGGAGUUCAUGGCAGCUCAGACGAAGCAGGCGGCUAAGGAGAUGCUAGAGGAGCAGCCGCUGUACGAGGAAGACGAAGAGGCCGCCCAGGAGCAGAGUUCGCUGAGCGACGCCAGCCCCUUGGUGGAGGAGCCCGUGUUUGGAAAGACCCUGCAACCGGACUACCCUGAACUCGUCGAAUUGUCGGCCGGAAACACGCCGUCGGAACCGCCGAGUCCGCACUCCGCUGCGCAAGACACGCGAGUCAGGCACAACGGGGAGCCCUCCGGCACCUCUUCCGUCCAGCGAAUGGUGGUCGUCGAGGAGACGGAGCCUACGUCCACAAUGGCGGGUGGGAGCGAGGCGCGUCGGGUCGUCAGCUACGUCGAGGAACCCACUACUGUCGUGCGGGAAGAGUGGGUGCUAGAAAGCGGCCGCGGCGCGGCGUCGCACGUCAUAUCGCAGUCGUCCAUGUUCCAGCAUGAGGUACUCACCCGGGAAGAGUCGACGUCUGCUGGUACCGCGUCUUCUCCUGCCUCUACUGGUGGCGAUGCCGUCCGCUUCACGACGCUCCAUCACCUGGAACGCGACCUCGGCGCGGCUGCUGGCGCUGUCCAACGAGGCUCUCUGAAGGCAUCAAUGGCAGCGGUGCAACACGAACAGUUGUGGUCCGACGCAGAGGGUGCAAGUGGGACUGAAGCACCACGCGAUACCGUCAGAGAGCUUCAGACCACCUCUGCCGAGGGGCAAGCGAACGGCCGGCGAGAUGGUGACGCCGCCGCGCCGUUCGACAUUCGGGACUGGGGCAAACCACUGGGCCUUCCCGUUCCGCCCGACCCGUCGUCCAAGUCGUCCAAAACCGGCGGCAAGAAGGCAGGUGCGGCAGCGACGCCACGUGACGCCGCCGAUGUCGUGUACGUCGACCUGACCUACGUCCCCCACCACGGCGACCCGGGCUACUGCGACGCAGAAUUCUUCAGCCGAGUGCGAGCACGCUAUUACGUGCUGAGCGGCACCAACCCCAGCCAGCAGGUGCUGGACGCCCUGCUCGAAGCCAAGCGCGGCUGGGGAGAGCCGGACGCCCCGGUCACCGUCAUUCCGACCUACGAGACCGACGCGCUUUGCUACUGGAUUGCACACAAUCAGAAGGCCCUCGAAGAGCACCACAUUGACGUGGCUCCCUCGGCUUCGCGCUGCACCAUCAACCUCCAGGACCACGAGUCGUCCUGCGCCGCAUAUCGACUCGAGUUCUGAACGAUAGGAGCCGUCUUUUUACACACUUUGCAUCCAAAGUAUUCGCUGUUACGUCCGGCUUUCUGCUGGAUGGCAGCACCGGGCCCCCUGCCCUACUGCUAUGUGGUAGUAGGAGAGUCUCUGUCCAAUCACGCUAACGCCUGUCAGAACCUUCUUUUGCCUGUUUCCUUUAUUUUAUUGUCCGGUCGUGGUGACGUAUUCGUGGUGACGGUUUUCAAUCGUCGGGCAGGAGCGCUAAAGGUCCUCUGCCCCUUUCGGCCACGAGCUUUCGAAGCACAAGAUCUCUGAAUGUUAUGAGCGUCGUAUUUGUGAUGUGAUCCAUGGACUGAGACUGUUUUGUCGUGUAGGAGGAAAAGAGGUUUACUUCUGCCCAACGACUGGAAUCGUCAUUGUUGCCUCUCUCUCUUUUAGCUUCGAACUGUUCACAUGAUUUGUUUUCGUCAUGUUCGUUUUCAUGCUAGACAUUGAAGUUGAACAACACGACCGCGAGCGCACGAUACGCGAGGUUAUGCAUAGUGCAUUUAUGCGCUCUCAAUUCAGCGUGCGGUCUCUCGCGAGAUUAUUUUGUUGAUUCUGAUUCAUCUUCUCGCUCACGUCUCUUUCUUUUUAGUUAGAAACGUUACUUUGCCUUUUGGAUGCUUUUCUCCUUGCCUGAAAGCAAAGAGUGAUUUCUAGUAGCGUUUUCUCAUUUUUCUUCCCUAAUGCGGAGAGUCCAUUUAGAGGUUAAAGGCGCUACAACUUCGGCAUUGUGUAUUACAACAUCUAAUCCCUAUAGGCCUAAACACAUCUCUAAUAACUUAGACCCCGUCUAUAGCAAUUUUCCCUGACGCUCGCGCGCGGCACGCAUUCAGAGCGCCCUUUGGGCAGUCGUGCUGCGUAAUCCCUUUCUAAUCCCCUAUUAAUAUUCUUGUUUUCUGUGAUACAUCUGCUACGCUUGAACCCUUUUAAAUAUUCCUACUGCUACCAGAUAGGCUUAUUUACACAUAUAUAUCUUUUUUGCCUUUGCUUCAGCCCUAAUUUUAUUUAUUGUCACUUGAAUAAAUCGUAUAUGUAUUGUUUCGAGUUUGAUCGCGUACGGUACCUAUCAUAGCGAUUGUCAACCGUAGGAGUCAACGUAGCUUUUUUCAACCCUAUACUGAAGAAAUUUUAGGAAAGAGCCUCGUUGUCCGUUUUAUUUAUUUAGUUUUUCACUUACCGUAUUAGCCUCGCACGGAUGUUAUAUAGUACUUCGAACGCUGUACAGCGUAACUUGGAUCUCUCUCGGACACCUCGGAGUAGGCGAAGACCCCCGCUAUUGUCGCCAUUGCUGCGGCGUUUCCAUAACAAUUAAAGCUUGCGCUUAAUAGUGUGUCGUCCCUUUUGUUGAGCCAACAGGGACAUGGUGGCGUGUCAAUGAGGCUUCCAUGAGCGUACGAGGUUAUUUGCAUUCAAGUACACAAACACAGUUAUACACAUAAUAUAUAUAUAUAUAUAUAUAUAUAGGGAGAGUCUGUCUGUUCGAUACGUGCAAUACACACACACACGCACAUUUGUGAUUAUCUCGAGUGCUUGCACAAAAGAACCACUGUGUAUACUACUAAAAGUCACAAAAAAUAAAAAUAGGAAGAAAUAAAAGCUAUACGAAUUGUUGCAAGAGAUAAUAGAGUGUGUAAGGCGAAGUUGAAUAUAAACUGAUGGAGCCAACACUUUAUUCUGUUUGUCUUCUUGCAAAGUAUGAGAGGUGGUCGUGAUUCUUUCGCGAGUUUUUUCACGGUCCUUAUGUAAAGGUGCGAAGAAAUGGUUUGUAAGUAAGAGCGAGAGAGAGAUAGAGUGAGAGAAUUUGAGGCAGGGUAACGCAAAAGGCUCAUUAUCCUCUCUUUUAUUUCGAGUUCUGCUGUUUCGGUAGGGUCCUUGUAUACGCAAAGUGGUGGAUGUUGUGGGACGACUCGAUCCCUCGACCUGUCGUAGCCCUGUGCGGCCUUUCGCUUUGCGCCUGAGAUUGCGCAUCGAAAUAGAGCUGCUGAAGUUAUGUCCACAUAAUUGUAUGUAACCGCCACAGUUUUGCAGACUCACAGUCGCCGUGGACAACCAGCGCAUACGAGUAAGGAAGAGCGCGCCUUUGUGAUCCACGAAAGGCAGUGGCACGACGUUCCUUGUCAUGAGCAUUCCAGUGAUAUGAGCUUAUCAAAAUAGAGAAGGUGGAUGUUAUCGCGCACGGUCGUGGUCUCGGUGCACGUAGUGCUGUUGGCAUUGGCGCUGUUCGUUGAAGAAGCGGAAAAUGUGAUAAUUACGGCACCGAUGUUCCUUCGAGAUAGUGGGCAGGGUGGUUGCGGUUAAUAGGAGGGCACGGGCUUACAUGUGGAACGGCCAUUUAGUUCUCGCUUGUUGUUUCGUUUCUUUUUAAAUCUGUGAAGCUGUACUAGCAUAGUUUCGGUUUCGUUUUGUACGUGUAACUUCGCUCCUCAGUGCCUCGUUGUUUGAGUGGCUUAUUAAUUUUUCAGGGUACUUACUAUAUUUUGCACUUUUUUUUUUCUUGCGUAGCUCCAAGCGUACAAAGUUCAGCUCGUACACGCAGACAUCUUACCUACUAAAUUUUCCCAUGAAGCGCGCGGUGCAGCUGGCCUCAAGAAGUAGCGUAUUUAGUUUUACCUGCAGGUAACUUUUGGUACUCUUACCGGCGCAAAACCUUUCUUGUUUGUUUCAUAAUUUUCUUUUUAUGAUAUACACAAACUUACGAGACAUGUAGGGCGCAGGAGCUCCUUUCUUUUCAAUGUUGCUGUGGACCGAUAUAGGUCCGCUCCGCGCAAGCUCUAUUUGCCCUACAACUAUUGAAAUCUGAUGUGUCAUCAGCUUCACCGCUUGGCAGUUUCCGAGCACCGCUUACAGCGCUUCACCGUAACAUCGUUCUUGGUGACCUAGCAGUGGUCGUGUAGUGUACUGUGUGUGUAUGUGGUUAUUUAAAUUAUAAAUAAAUAGUGGUGCAGCUUAGACGGAGCGAGAAACGGAAAAAAAGUUGUCACUGAAAAGGGAUGAGCGAAGUCGUGUAUGACGCGUAGGGCGGGGACCUUUGGAAAAAUCAUGCAGCAGCAUCUGAGCCAGUGACGGAAUACUUCACGUUUGUUUUCUUGUUUUUCUUUUAUUCUUUCUCGUGCGUUUCUUUUUCAUUGCGUAUUGCUCUUGUUUUGCAGAUAAACGUCGUCUAGUCAUUUGCUUGCGCAUUUUGUGCCAGUAUAAAGUGUUUUGUUUCUUCUUUCCGGUAAAAGCAGGGUCUUUCGCUUUGAAGGCGUCGUGUUUGGUGUUCUUUAUGUAGCCUGCUAAAAGGGUCGACCCCUUAACAUCUAAAGCAAGCGUUUAAAGUACCCGCGAAAUUCGCGCGGACCUGCGUAUUAGCUGAUUUGUGUGUCAUUGAUUCGGCCCUGAUGAACUCUCUAUGCGCACCACUAGCGUGUUCCUCUUAUGAACCUGUGGAGGCGCCAAGUGUAUCUACGCUGUGACGUGAUCGACAGUGAGCAUUGGUGAACC